AGGUGGUCCUUGGAUCUGAGUCAAUAUGGUGAAUAAGCUGCUGUUGGCGGAGUCCCUUGUGGUCUUUUGUAUCGUCCUCAGUAUUCAUUCCGUAGUAUGGGAUCGCUUCUCUUGGUGCACCCUGGCCCUGGCCGUGCAGGCUUUUUACGUGCAGCACAAAUGGGACCGGUUGCUCCAGUCUGGCGGAGCGGUGUUCCAGUAUCGCUCGUCUGCCAACAGCGGCCUCCUUCCAGCCAGCAUGAUCAUCCCUUUGCUGGGCAUUGUGAUGAGGGAGAGGUGCAAGGCUUCCGGCAACGUCUACUUUGAAAGGUUUGGGGUGGUAGUGACGGCCACCGGAAUGACCUUGGCCUACUUCCUCUCCAUAAUCGCACUGGGCAUUACCAAACCUGUGCCGAAAAAUACCUGCAUAGUGUCCGGAGUCACCGGCUGCGCAGUACUGUAUACUAUGAAGAACUCUCUGGCCGUGUCAGAGGUUAUCGAAGUUCUGGAGGUGCUCCUCAUCUUUGUAUAUCUCAGCAUGAUUGUUCUAUACCUGCUGCCACGGUGCUUCACUCCCGGCGAGGCCCUCAUUGUCCUUGGCGGACUCAGCUUCGUCCUUAACCAGCUUAUCAAGCGCUCUUUGAAUGCCGUGGGUGGAAAAGGAGAUCCCACGGAAUACCUCCUGCUGGUGACUUUGGUCGCUUUGGUCCUGCUGGGCAUUAUCUUCUCGGCCUUGUUCUUUUUCAUGGACUCUUCCACGUGGACCUCCUCCCUGUUUUUCUACAUGAUGACCGCCGUGUUAGGUCUGGGAAUCUUUGUGCCUUGGCUGCAGUACCUCAUCAAGAGACAUCCGCUCUUCUGGCUGGCGGAGUUCCUGGUUCAGAGCGAUACACGGCUGUAUCUCCUAGUCUUCUGGACAUUCCUGGUUCUUGUUGCUUGCGUAGUUGUUUUGUUUCAAAAUUCAAAAAGGUCCACGGACUCCAAGAAGCCGCAAGUCUCCACCAUAACCCGCAAGUACUUUCACUUCCUUGCAGUGGUCGUGUACAUUCCCGGAGUCAUGUACGAUCGCCCUUUGCUCUACGUGGCCGCCGUGGCAUGCUUAGCCGUUUUCGUGCUGCUGGAAUAUGUCCGCUACUUCCGUAUCAAGCCGUUUGGACAGAGCUUACGGACCCUCUUGACGCUGUUCUUGGAUGAGCGGGAUAGCGGUCCGCUGAUUCUCUCACACAUUUGCCUUCUUUUGGGGAUGUCUCUACCGGUGUGGCUCUUUCCAAGACUCUGUGCAACAUCCCUUUCUGGCCCUUCCACCUUGCUCCCCUACUGCGGGGUUCUGGCAGUGGGAGUUGGUGACACUAUAGCUUCCGUCUGUGGAAGCACAAUGGGAGAAAUUAAAUGGCCUGGCACUAAGAAGACAUUCGAGGGGACGGUCAUGUCCGUCUUUGCCCAGAUCAUUGCAGUGGCCCUUAUCCUCAUAUUUGAUAGCAGUGUGAACAUUAACACUGGCUACGUUUGGUUAGUGGGAUCCAUCACGUUGGUGUCGCUGCUAGAAGCUUUUACUACCCAAAUAGACAACUUGAUUCUGCCGCUUUACCUGCACAUCAUGUUUAUGGUUUGAGGAGCUAAGAUGUCUUCUCUCCUCUGUAAAAGUAUUAGUCUAUCCAAAACUGAUAUUUCUGUUU
Nanorana parkeri is the source of this 1655-nucleotide messenger RNA. It is a transcript of the gene DOLK, whose product is annotated as dolichol kinase. Gene Ontology annotation, biological process: dolichyl monophosphate biosynthetic process. Lineage: Eukaryota; Metazoa; Chordata; Amphibia; Anura; Dicroglossidae. Gene Ontology annotation, molecular function: dolichol kinase activity. The transcript has a single exon. The record is from RefSeq and is a predicted model, not a curated record. Gene Ontology annotation, cellular component: endoplasmic reticulum membrane. The coding region runs from base 26 to 1591 and encodes 521 amino acids.